Messenger RNA from Erythranthe guttata (spotted monkey flower), 1847 nucleotides. RefSeq names its product adenosylhomocysteinase. Gene Ontology annotation, cellular component: cytosol. The record is from RefSeq and is a predicted model, not a curated record. Gene Ontology annotation, molecular function: adenosylhomocysteinase activity. NCBI's taxonomy places the organism in Eukaryota, Viridiplantae, Streptophyta, Magnoliopsida, Lamiales, Phrymaceae. Gene Ontology annotation, biological process: L-methionine cycle.
UCCUCUUCACUUGCACUCAUCUAGAGAGAGAAACACAAAUCCAAAUUCAAAUCUCAGAUCCAUUUUCUCGCUCCUCUCUCUCUUUCCACCAAUGGCUCUCCUAGUAGAGAAGACCACCUCCGGCCGCGAGUACAAGGUCAAGGACAUGUCCCAGGCCGAUUUCGGCCGCCUCGAGCUCGAGCUCGCCGAGGUCGAGAUGCCCGGACUCAUGUCCUGCCGCACCGAGUUCGGCCCCUCCCAGCCGUUCAAGGGCGCAAGGAUCACCGGCAGUCUCCACAUGACCAUCCAGACCGCCGUCCUCAUCGAAACCCUAACCGCCCUCGGCGCCGAGGUCCGUUGGUGCUCCUGCAACAUCUUCUCCACCCAGGACCACGCCGCCGCCGCCAUCGCCCGCGACAGCGCCGCCGUGUUCGCCUGGAAGGGGGAGACCCUUCAGGAGUACUGGUGGUGCACGGAGCGCGCCCUUGACUGGGGCCCCGGCGGCGGCCCCGAUCUGAUCGUGGACGACGGCGGCGACGCCACUCUGCUGAUCCACGAGGGCGUGAAGGCGGAGGAGGAGUUCGAGAAGAACGGGACCGUACCCGACCCGAAUUCGACCGACAAUGCCGAGUUCCAGAUCGUUCUCACCAUUAUCAGGGACGGGCUGAAGACCGAUCCCAAGAGGUACACGAAGAUGAAGGAGAGAUUGGUUGGUGUUUCCGAGGAGACGACCACCGGCGUGAAGAGGCUGUACCAGAUGCAGGCCAAUGGCACUCUCCUCUUCCCUGCUAUUAACGUCAAUGAUUCCGUCACCAAGAGCAAGUUCGACAACUUGUACGGAUGCCGCCACUCACUCCCCGACGGGCUAAUGAGAGCCACCGACGUAAUGAUCGCCGGAAAGGUCGGCGUGGUCUGCGGUUACGGAGAUGUCGGCAAAGGCUGCGCCAUCUCACUCAAACAAGCCGGUGCCCGUGUAAUCGUCACCGAAAUCGACCCCAUCUGCGCCCUCCAAGCCCUAAUGGAAGGCUUCCAAGUCCUAACCCUAGAAGAUGUCCUCUCCGAAGCUGACAUCUUUGUCACCACCACUGGCAACAAAGACAUCAUCAUGGUUGACCAAAUGAAGAGGAUGAAGAACAACGCAAUCGUCUGCAAUAUCGGCCACUUCGACAAUGAAAUCGACAUGCAGGGGCUCGAGAACUACCCGGGUGUCAAGAGAAUCACGAUUAAGCCACAAACCGACAGGUGGGUAUUUCCGGAGACUAAAUCUGGAAUCAUUGUGUUGGCCGAGGGGCGUUUGAUGAACUUGGGGUGUGCAACUGGGCAUCCGAGUUUCGUGAUGUCAUGCUCGUUUACGAACCAGGUGAUUGCACAGCUGGAGCUUUGGAAUGAGAGGAAGAGCGGCAAGUACGGUAAAGAAGUUUACGUAUUGCCCAAGCAUCUUGAUGAGAAAGUUGCUGCACUUCAUCUCGGAAAGCUUGGAGCUAAGCUGACUAAGCUUACAAAGGAUCAGUCGGAUUAUAUCAGCAUUCCGGUUGAAGGUCCUUACAAGCCUCCUCAUUACAGGUACUGAGGAACGAAAAAAUGCAGUGACGGUUAUCGGAUUUGUCGUUGUCUUCUUUCUUCAAUUUAUUGAGCACUUUUACGUUCGGUUGAUGUUUUUGUUUUAGAGGGUUUUUUUCGGGUUUUUUCGGUUAUUAUUUUGGAAGUGGAUUUCGAUGACAAGAAUAAGUUCGAAGGUGUUCUGUUUUUUCUUGAGGGAUUAUUUAUUUUCUUUUUUCGAGGCUAUGAUGAAAGUGUUAUUUUGUGUUGGGUUACAGAUUUGUUGUUGUUUUUGGUAUCUACAUUCUAUAAAAGAAUAUUCCCAUUCA